UAUUUUUGCAUGCUCUCUUGCACCAUAACAUUAACACACUUUCAACUGGUGUUGAGUAGCUAGUUUGCAGAUGGCCGUCUCUCUUCCAGACCCUUGUCUGUCUAACCCCUGUCAAAAUGGAGGCACAUGUUUCGUCUUGGCCUCAGACCCCGCUGAGUUUCACUGCUCCUGUCCCCCCAACGCCAAGGGACCAGUGUGUCAGAGACAGCACAGAAAGGUCCCCAGAACUUUUCAAAUGUUUGAGGCAUGUUGGCUACCCAAACCAGAGAACAGCUGUGAAGGAGUGCGGUCAUUUCGCCGCCGCUGGGCCUUCAAUCCGACUACUGGUCUCUGUGAAGAUUUCCUCUACUGCACUGGAAACAGCAGCAACAACUUCCCCUCCUUUAAUGCCUGUAGGGACCAGUGCAUGUUAGGGGCAUGCUGCCUCCGCAAACCAAGGAAGGCUCAUCCCACCAGUCAGCUGCAUUACAUUCAGGAUGAAUAUAACAUCUCCUAUGUGAACAGGACUCCUUUUGGAAAUGGCAAGCUUGAUUUGGAGGAUGAAAUGUGGUACAGCAAUGCAGAGUUCAACCAUACUGAGCAGGAGGAUUUGAAAGGAAGCCGCAAAACGACAGAUUGUCGAAAGGAUCCAGGUUUUACUUACAUCUGUGAUUACCUCACUGUAGCACAGUGUCAAGCUUUGGUCAAGGACCAAGCUGGAGAGCCACAAGUAGUAAGCUACUCUCCUGGAGUGAAAUGCUCUGACAUGAGAUAUGGUGGUGGUUGUGGACGCUUCUCCCAACGCAAGCUGAGGAGAUACAGAGAAAGGUUCAGGCAAGGCUGUGGAGACCCGAUUUGCACACAGAGUGGCAGAAAUAACUGUAUGUGCAGACACCUGGUGCAGCGUAAAGAAAUUAGAGAUCUUACAUUGAGGGAACGGCGGUUGUACCAACGUGCGAUCAGGAAACUCUCCGCCAGGCCAGCAUUGUGGAAGAGCUUUGCGCUCCUGAGAGCAGAGUUCUCCCCUACAGCUGGUGAUCAUGCCUUCUUCCUCCCUUGGCACCGCUACUUCCUGCGAUUAGUGGAAUAUGAGCUGCAAUCACUGUCUUCAUGCAAACUAGCAAUUCCUUAUUUUGAAUGGACAGUGGAUUCUGGGUCAAUGGAGUCUUCAGCUGCAUGGCAGGCUGGAUUGUUUGGAGGAGAUGGUGAGCCAGACUCAGGCUGCGUCCCACAUCACCCUUUCCAGGGCUUGGUGUCCCAUUUUCACUGGAUCCCUUGUCUCAAACGAAGUUUCAACUCCUCGAUAUGGCUGCCAGAAGCAGUGACCUUACAAAGGACUAUAAACCAGGCAGACUUCCAAGUGUUCUCCCAGUCUCUGCAAACCUUCUCAGGGCUCUUCAGGCUUUGGGUCGGGGGUCACAUGGCUUCACCUCUGGCUGCUUAUGACCCUUUGUACCUGUCACACAUGGCAUUCAUGGACAAGUUGUGGCAACAGUGGCAAGAAAAACAUCAGAUUUCAUCAAAAAGACAAACUUUUAGAGAUGACCACUAUAAGAGGGACAUCCUCUACCCUGUAAGUCGGAGGUAUGUGAAGAUGAGCCCUUUUGAUGUUACCCCUGAUGACGUGAUUGCUUUCCAGCAGCAGCCUUGUACUGUGUAUGUGCCCAUAACCAUUGGUGCACCUUGCAAUGUGACAUCUUUUCAAACACACCCUCAAGGAAGUCCGAAAUAUCAAAUGCGGAGCUCUGACAAGCACAACUCUAAUAGUUCUGUCACCAGGGUCUUUGACAGCCGUGGUUUUGACCAACAUGGAUAUGACCACAAUGGUUUUGACUGGAGUGGUUGGGACAGGUGGGGUUAUGGCAAAGAUGGUUUUAACCUGGACUUCAUUGACAGGGAUGGAUAUGACGUGUUUGGUUUCAACCGCUAUGGGUUCAGCCGUUCUAAUGUCACUUGGUUUGGAAUGCAUAGAGAUGGGGUGUUUGUGGACAAAAGGACAGAAAAGCAUAAUGGAGACAGGACUUAUAGAAAGACACACAGAGAUAACACAAUGUCCAAACUCUUCAGCGACAGAGGCUACAGUAGGUAUGGGUUUGAUCCAUUUGGCUUGGAUCGUGGAGGGUUUGAUGCAUUCGGCUUUCGAACAGAUGGUUAUGACAAGGACAGCUGCAAUUGGUUUUUCAAUGGACCGCACUACCUUCGGAUCUACUUCCACACACAGCAACAGUUGAUGUCAUCCAGCGACAAAGCUUUAACCCGCAUCACCCGUACGUGCCCUCACAUCACCUCCCUGCCCCAACACUGGGCCACACAGGACUGGAUGACUUUUGGUCCAGCCAAGAACCUGAAUGGUCUGCUAGAGCAGGACCAGGAGGAACCAUACAAGCCAGAAAAUGUUGAUACGGUUAAGGCAACUAUUCAAAAUGGGAACUCUAUAUGGCUUCCAGUCACACCGGAUCACAGGUUUUGUUUCAAGCUCCACUGGUUCAGCGGCUGUCCCCUUGGCUCAGCACCUGUCACCUGCCCCGACCUCUGCCAAGAUGCCCGUUGCCGUGGUUACCCAGAGGCUGUCUGCCACAUGCACAAUUGUGGCUCUUGUUUCAUAGAGUGGCAUGAUCCAGCAACUGGAAACCAUGUGAUAUGCCAUGACUGGUAACCACUGGACUGCCUGAAAAAGAAGUAAAAAAACAUAAGUUACAGACAUAAAAGGAGGAUGAAUCACCAGCUGGUGCUGUUGUACCUACAUUAUGAGCUCAGACAAAACAGGAAGCACUUCAGGAGGAGGAUAACUUUUAAAAGGACUGCCACUGGAAGUGAAUUUGACAAAAUUGUCAUUGUCAAUGUUAAAAAGUUACAAUGUGAUAUGAAAAAGUUUACCUCAGUAAAAGAUGAUCCACCAUGAA
Messenger RNA from Acanthochromis polyacanthus (spiny chromis), 2882 nucleotides. RefSeq lists its product as uncharacterized. Bases 71 to 2635 code for a protein of 854 amino acids. The record is from RefSeq and is a predicted model, not a curated record. Gene Ontology annotation, molecular function: serine-type endopeptidase inhibitor activity; oxidoreductase activity. Lineage: Eukaryota; Metazoa; Chordata; Actinopteri; Pomacentridae. The transcript has 6 exons.